AUGCCUGCCGGUGGAGUCCCUUUCCCCUCUCGCCAGCGUCCUGAUCCUGAGCUGACAGGUUCUAGUCUGCGGAAGCGAAAAUGCAAUAUCGCGGUAAACGGCGAGGGCUGUACAUCCUGCACAGUCAGGGGACUCGAGUGCUCUCGCAAGAACUUGCCCUUGCUCGCAGCAUCCGAGCCCAAACGGAGUUUGCGAGCUCAUUCCCCAGCGCUAAACGGCCCUGUCGCGACUGGCCAAGAGACUACAAGUGGGCUUCCGCCAAAGCCCAUCUGUAUUGAGCUUACUCGGCUGUACUUCGACGUUAUUCACGACAAGUUCCAUUCUUUGUUCCACCAACCGAGCAUGAUCCAGGAUGUGCUGGACAACCGAGCGCCAGUUGUCCUUCUCUACGGAAUGAUGACCCUAUCCGCAAGGUUUUCAAAAAACCCUUUCUUUCAAGACUCCGACGCUCGUGAAAGGGGCCGGCAAUAUAGCACUAAGUGCAGACAAUUUUUAGACCUCGACGAUGUCUCCUUGAUCACAGUGCAAGCAUGCGUUUUGCUCGGCGCAGCGGCUGUGGCCGAAGGGAAGCCGGGGGUAGAGUCAGUCUACUAUGCGGCCGCCUGUCGGAUCGCGCAGCUCCUCGACCUACCCAAUCGGGUCACAGUGACUCCUCUUGAGAAGGAAAUCAACCUACGUGUUUGGUGGACGCUGUGCCUAACUGAUGUCUGGUCAUCGACCGGCGUGGGUCUUCCUCGACUUAUGGCACAUCGAGAUGAUGUCCCUUUACCGAUGGACGAAAGAGUAUUCCUUCGAUUGAAACAGGAAGACACAAAUCCGGCCAAGAUCUCGCCUCGUCCAGAGGCAUCUUUGAUUGCGCAAAUGAUUAAAUUGAACAAAAUCUUGGCCGAGAUCUACGCAAUCAAUAGCAUGGCAGUGAUUGGACAAGCAGAUGGUGCCGCGCUAGAAACUGAUGUUAGGAACGCAUCUUAUCAUCUGGAUGAAUGGCAAGCUGCUCUGCCCGACUAUAUGCGGGAUACACCGGCGAAUAUGGUCCGGUACGCUUCCGAAGGGCUCGGCCGAACGUUUGUCGCUCUGCAUAUCGGAUACUACCAUUACGGACAGCUUCUCUUCUAUCGGUUUCUCCAACAGGACUGCCAUACAUCAGUGCCGAGUACUCAUUUUUAUGCAAACAAGUGCAAGUCCUAUGCUGCCCAUCUCUGUGAGCUCCUCUACGCUGCCAAUGCCAACCCGGACUGUGAGGUGCUUUACAGCAUGGUUGGCCACAUUCUGGUGGUCUCGUCUACUGUCCAACUGUAUAUUCUGCUCUUCGGCGUCGAUGACGACGAGAUCAAGAUUGCACGGGCACGGCUGGAACGCAAUUUCGAGAUCCUACAGCAUCUUCGAACCUUCUGGCCCACGUUAGAUAUGUCUCUCAUUAGGCUUCGAGCGUUUCACCAGGCCUGCCGGGUCUCCAUGAACACCUCGUUCCGGUUGGAUCAAUGGAUGCUACGAUUUCUGUCCGAGUUCGCCCAGCCAGUUGAUGACAAAUUCUCGGAGGCCGCCGACCCCAGCUCUUUGAGAUUGAGGAACAUCGGUGCAAUCCCGUCGGAUCUUCGAGAUUUUCUCCGUUGA
This is a messenger RNA of Aspergillus udagawae, 1614 nucleotides long. Its product is annotated as fungal specific transcription factor domain-containing protein. Gene Ontology annotation, molecular function: zinc ion binding; DNA binding. Bases 1 to 1614 code for a protein of 537 amino acids. The record is from RefSeq and is a predicted model, not a curated record. Gene Ontology annotation, biological process: DNA-templated transcription. Gene Ontology annotation, cellular component: nucleus. Lineage: Eukaryota; Fungi; Ascomycota; Eurotiomycetes; Eurotiales; Aspergillaceae. The transcript is spliced from 3 exons.